This is a messenger RNA of Chenopodium quinoa (quinoa), 1950 nucleotides long. Its product is annotated as serine/threonine-protein kinase HT1-like. Bases 784 to 1950 code for a protein of 388 amino acids. Gene Ontology annotation, biological process: protein phosphorylation. The record is from RefSeq and is a predicted model, not a curated record. The transcript has 3 exons. Lineage: Eukaryota; Viridiplantae; Streptophyta; Magnoliopsida; Caryophyllales; Amaranthaceae. Gene Ontology annotation, molecular function: protein kinase activity; ATP binding.
UUAGACUUAAGAGUAUUUAGCAAAAAACACUCACUUUUUGCUUCUUUGGUCACUUCACAUUUAAUUGGACACAAAAAGAAAAAAGACACUCACUUUUAUUUUUGAUCACUCUUUUCCCCUCUUCCCCAUUUCAUCAAACCAAGCAUUCACGAGACACUUCUGAAUUCCCUCCUUUGAAUUCAUCCUUCUCUCUCUCUCUCCUCUAAUCUACUUCACUUGGAUUACAAAACCGUGAACAUCUCUUACAAUCCAUUUUUCUUUUCUUUCUUUCUUGAAUUUUCUAUCAUUUCACUCGAAAAUUCAAUCCUCUUCAGUUCAGUUUAGUUCAAUCCAGUCCAUUCCAGUUCAUUUCAACUCGAUAUUGUAUUCUACCUUUCGCGACCAUGAAGCUGAAUAACCCACUAUUGAAUCAAUACCUUUCUUUGUUUCUCCUUAAUCUAAGCAUGUUUCUAUAGUACUCUUUCUAAACUUCCCCUGUUUUUUUCAUUUUUGGUUAGUUUAACAAAAAAAAAAAAAAAUGAUGGUUCAAUGUUAUGGACUAACCCAUUGGGUAUUUCUGUCACGUAUAAACUUUUAACCAAUUGUGGCAUGCUACAAAUCAUAGCCAUAAUUUCGAAAAGCCAUGCAUCUCAAUCAGUUCAUGAAGUUCUUAAAAUCAAUCCAAACUUACAGAAGAAAAAUCCCAGUAAUAAUAUUUUCACCCUCUUCUAAUUAUUAACAUAAAAAUUUUCUUACAAUAUUAUUAUUUUUUUUGUCCUACAAAAAAGUUCAUCAAAAUCAGAGAUGGAGAGCUCAUCAUGUUUUCCAACAUCAUUAAGCUGUUUAAAUCUCCGGAGGAGGAGGAGGAAGUCACUAGCGAUUCGCUCAAUGGCGAAAGCACCAAGAAGAAACUGGGAUAUGGAUGCAGAAAGCACGGAGAGGAAGCGAUUCGAUAGCUUGGAAUCGUGGUCGAUGAUACUGGAUUCAGAGAAUAUAGAAGCAUUAGAAUCAGCAAACCAAGAAGGAAAAGAAGAAUGGACAGCAGAUUUAUCGCAGUUAUUUAUAGGAAAUAAAUUUGCAUCAGGAGCUCAUAGUAGGAUUUAUAGAGGGAUUUAUAAGCAGAGAGCAGUUGCUGUAAAAAUGGUGAGAAUUCCAACACAUAAAAAUGAAGCAAGAGCUAAGCUUGAACAUCAGUUUACUUCUGAAGUUUCCUUGCUUUCUGGCCUUUAUCACCCCAAUAUAGUCCAGUUUAUUGCUGCCUGUAAGAAACCACCAGUAUACUGCAUAAUUACAGAAUACAUGUCUCAAGGGACCCUGAGGAUGUACCUAAACAAGAAGGAGCCUUACUCCCUCUCAACAGAAACGAUACUUCGAUUAGCCCUCGACAUUUCAAGAGGAAUGGAGUACCUUCAUUCACAAGGGGUGAUCCACAGGGACCUCAAAUCCAACAACCUGCUCCUCAACGACGAGAUGAGGGUGAAGGUGGCAGAUUUUGGCACGUCAUGCUUGGAAACGCAGUGCCAAGAAACCAAAGGCAACAUGGGAACGUAUCGUUGGAUGGCCCCGGAGAUGAUCAAGGAAAAGCCCUACACAAGGAAGGUAGAUGUGUAUAGUUUUGGGAUUGUUCUUUGGGAGCUUACUACUGCUUUGCUUCCCUUCCAGGGUAUGACCCCUGUACAAGCUGCCUUUGCUGUUGCUGAAAAGAACGCUCGGCCUCCCUUACCAGCAAGUUGUCAGCCUGCCUUGGCACAUCUAAUAAAGAGAUGCUGGGCAGCAAACCCAAACAAAAGGCCAGAUUUUAGUUACAUUGUGGCGGCUCUUGAGGAAUACGAUGAGUGUGUGAAGGAAGGCCUCCCUCUCGUGUCACGCCGUCGAUUGGUCAGACGUAAUGCGAAUGCAAUAGCUCAUCGUUUCAAAGCCUGCAUUACCUUAAAUUCUCCCCCCUCCUCUUCUAUACCUGUAAAUGCAUGA